AUGAAGAUCAGGUCCCUGGAGGAGAUCUACCUUUUCUCUCUGCCCAUCAAGGAGUCUGAGAUUAUUGACUUUUUCCUGGGAGCGUCCCUCAAGGAUGAAGUUUUGAAGAUUAUGCCCGUGCAAAAGCAGACCCGUGCUGGCCAGCGGACCAGUGCCAUCGUGGAUUACAACGGACACGUCGGUCUGGGUGUCAAGUGCUCCAGGGAAGCAGCCACUACCAUCCGUGGGGCCAUCAUGCUGGCCAAGCUGUCCAUCGUCCCCGUGGGAAGAGGCUACUGGGGGAACAAGAUCGGCAAGCCCCACACGGUUCCUUGCAAGGUGACUGGCCGCUGGGGCUCCGUGCUGGUGCGCCUCAUCCCUGCCCCCAGAGGCACUGGCAUCGUCUCCGCCCCUGUGCCCAAGAAGCUGCUGCUGAUGGCCGGCAUCGACGGCUGCUACACUGCUGCCAGGGGCUGCACCGCCACCCUGGGCAACUUCACCAAGGCCACUUUUGAUGCCAUUUCCAAGACCUACAGUUACCUCACCCCUGACCUCUGGAAAGAGACGGUGUUCACCAAGUCUCCAUAUCAAGAAUUUACUGACCAUCUUGUGAAGACCCACACCAGAGUCUCUGUGCAGAGGACCCAGGCCCCAGCUGUAGCCAUCACAUAA
Messenger RNA from Rangifer tarandus platyrhynchus (Svalbard reindeer), 651 nucleotides. The record is from the annotation of a GenBank genome assembly. NCBI's taxonomy places the organism in Eukaryota, Metazoa, Chordata, Mammalia, Artiodactyla, Cervidae.